Molecule: messenger RNA, 1296 nt
Organism: Pseudogymnoascus destructans
Lineage: Eukaryota; Fungi; Ascomycota; Leotiomycetes; Thelebolales; Thelebolaceae
Exons: 3
Coding region: 401-943 (180 amino acids)
Biological process (GO): intracellular sphingolipid homeostasis; ceramide metabolic process; negative regulation of ceramide biosynthetic process
Cellular component (GO): endoplasmic reticulum membrane
Source: RefSeq, a predicted model, not a curated record
CAUACACUAGGUAAGCGGUUGUUUGACCUUGCUGCACCAGUGCAGUCCAAGACAGUCUGAACCUUUGAGCGAAAGUCGCCUUCUGUUAUGACUGUCUGAACUUCAUGCCAUGCAGAGCUCUUUCAUUCCAACCAACUCUUUGUGCUGACCAAUCUACCAAGCUACGCCCAAGCAUAACCAGGCCAUCGUCCCCAAUAUCGACGGCCAUCGACGAUCAUCAUCCAUCCGGGUCGAGCCCAUACGAUCUCUCAAUAUACACACGCUCGACCAAAGCGUGACCCAUACAUUCAGUAUAUCUCCCUCCAAUACCGCCAAGCUGUCUUCACCACUGCUCCUCCCUCGCACCAUCUCCUACGACGGGAGUUCAACCCCUCCUCGUCGAGGUGACGCAUAUCGAAACAUGUCGGCGGAAAAGAUGGGGAGGAGGAGACGGUCGAGCAGUUUAUUAUACCAAGAACCUCCGGAGAGCAUAGAGCACAUGAGCGAUCAAGCUGCGCUGCCAAAUUUGAAUGCAAACUGGGUCAAUGCGAAAGGUGCAUGGACCAUUCACAUUGUUAUUAUUGCUUGCCUGAAGAUCUUCUACGACAUUAUCCCGGGGGUCUCACAGGAAACCUCGUGGACACUGACAAACAUCUCAUACAUGUUUGGCUCCUAUCUGAUGUUCCAUUGGGUUCGCGGUGUUCCGUUCGAGUUCAACUCGGGAGCCUACGACAACCUGAAUAUGUGGGAGCAAAUUGACAACGGAGACCAAUACACCCCGGCGAAGAAGUUUCUGCUUAGCGUGCCUAUCGUUUUGUUUUUGCUCAGCACACACUACACACAUUACGACUUCACUUAUUUUACGAUCAACUUCUUGGCUGUCUUGGCCGUGGUAGUACCGAAGCUUCCAUCUAGCCACAGGAUGCGAGUUGGUUUGUUCUCGGGAGCACCGGAAGACAGGUAGCUGUUAGUUUAUAGCCUGUGUUAUUAGGAUAACUCGUCACUUCGAUAUCUGCCUCGAUGUUUCUAUAAUUGGUGGCUGCUCAAGCAUGCACCUGUCGGCGGAAUAGAAAUGUUAUAUAGGUCAAGAAUUUGGUUUACCAAUGCUUUAAGUAUCCCGGUGACUUUUUGGUUAUGAUUAUGGGCAUGCUUGUGGGCUAUGUCGUAACACAACGAGAGAUGAUGAAGGCUGUGGCAAGUAGGUGUAGCCCAACAUUGACGUAUCUCAGCUGAUAUGUGAGUUUGCAGCCAAGAGCACAGUUCGUAGAGUGGUUACUACAGACAGCAAGAUCAUAACAAGGCCGUAACAAGAUCAGA